AUGCAGGCAAUAUCAGAAUCUGUAUCUGCAAGUUCGCCGCCGUUCAUUCUCAAUUCAGAUAUGUCGGGUGCGGACUCUGACCCCGAUUUUGAAUUCCUCGACAAUUCCCAUAUGUCCUUUGAGGCAACGUAUAGUCAAAACAAUCUCUUCGAGGAUUUCUCACACGAUUCACCCCCAUACUAUUCAGCAUAUACGACACCGAGUGUUGCCGGCCACAAGAGUCCUGAGCAGCCUUCCUUCAUUAACACGGCCGUACUGCAGGCGCCUUUGUCAUCUCCGUCGACAGCCUCACCGGCUGGCUCGUCCCAUAGCUCUACGUCCGAUUCAAUGGAAUAUAACAGAAAGUCUGGCUCAGAUUCGUCUCGAUCCGCUUUGAACUCAGGGGCCGCAAUGAUGGGGGAUGACAUAGAUAUGGGAGAUUGGAAAGGCGACGAUAUGAUCAAGGGGGAGAGUAUGUCAAAUUUUGGUGAUUACGCUGGGAAUGGGACCAUCAACCCAACUGCCAUGAUCAACAAUUUUGGAUUCAAUGACAAGAGCAUGGAAAAUGAUUUUGACUUUGACAGUGCGUCGAGUAGUCCAAGUCCUUUUGCGACAGCAAUGGAUAUGGAAUCACCAGAAAUGUCGACUAUAAAGCACGAUACCCCUCGAAAGAUAUCGCCAAUGCAACACUCGUUAGUACACUCUACAAAUGGAUACCAUAUGGGUUCAAGAGAAGCCUCGCCCUUAUCUGUAGAGUCAACAAGUCAAGCGUCGUCUCCUGCACAUCAUAUGUUCACCAACUCUCCCUCUCCGAAUGUUGGGCUUGAAUUCAUGUCUGGCAUAAUGCCCAAUGCAGCUCAUGGCCUUCCGCCUUGGACAAAUAGCAUGGAAGUGCCUCAUAACAUGAUGAGAACUCAGGCCCAAUUUAAUCCCUUAUCGUUUCAAAACACACCUCAAUACAAGAAUCGCCAGAACUCGGGCGUGUCAUAUACGAAGCCGAUUCUGACAAUACACCCCACUCCAUUGAAGUCACGAGUAGAGACUCAAAUUCCCAUCAAAAUGACACUCUUUCCUGUUCCACAAGGUGUUACCAAGCUUCAUUUGCCAACACAAACUAUCUCAAAACCUAAACUUCUCGUCAAACCUCCACCGGACCGCUCACCUGACACUUUGGAGCUUUAUACGAUGUUAGUCUGUUCUAGUGCAAUGGAAAAUCCGGAUAUUUUACGAAAGGCUUUGGAAAGAGCAGCAGCCCCCGAAUUUUCUCCUAGUCAGUCCUCGGACAGUGGAUCCGAUGAAGAUGACGAUCGAAAACCAUUGAAUGGAGGUGAAGUCCUGAUAUGUAGCGGUUGCAUCACGCGUGAGAGAAAAAGGGCCGCUCGGAAGAAGGUAAAGAAAGUUGAGGAAGAAGAAUCAUGGCAUAAAGACGAGGCCAAACGAGUCAUCGUAUUCAACACUCAUGAAGUUAAGGAUUGGCAAUCACCCACAAGUCAACCUCCCUCGGAAGCUACGGGCGACCGACCUGAACCCUUCGUACCUGAUGGUGCUAUGCAGGUUGAUGCUCCCAUGCGAAUUGCAUGUUAUUGCCGGCAUCAAAAUGAAAAAAUUGGGUUUCGGGUAAUAUUUACUAUAAAGGACUACCAAGAGCGCCUGAUUGCACAAGCCAUCACCUCUUCAAUAAUGAUUACAGAUGACCACAAGACGCACAACCUACUACCUAUUCCUGGACAGGUAUCCUGUGCGCCCGAUGGACAAAUGUUUUCAGGUCCGACUUCGUAUUCGAAUGAGAGAAACUUCGAUAUGACCUCCGGUGUGGUUCCUGGCAUGCAUCCUUUCCGUGUUUCACCAUCCGCAUCGGAUCUUCAGAACCUACCACAGAAUUUCAUGCCGUACCCACAGCCAAUGAAUUAUCCACCAUCCAAUCCACCUCAAACAAUCUCUAAUACAAUGACGCCUCGACAUCCAUCGCCACAAGCAUCACCUUCGACUCCAUCUGGCCCUCCACUUUCUAAGAAACGCAAAGCCAGCUCUUCUGGUAAGGUUCCCACUGGUCUAGCAAUGACAAAACUAGAGACAGGGCAAAUGGGAAUGAAUAUUGGACCUCUUGUACCGGUCAGCGCCGCCACUUCCACUAUACCAUCCCCAUUUACACCAAAUCUCCCCAAUUUUCCAUCAAAUGAGCAGCCAUUUUGCCAACCUGCUCCUCCAAUGCAACAUGUUUCAACGCAUUAUAAUACAGGUCCUCCUACGCCGAAUAGUAAUGAUCAAUUAUAUACUGCGCAUGUCCAUCGACCCCAACCAACGGACAAUUUGGCCAUGCACCAACUCUACUCGGCGCCCCCUUCAGGGCAUCCUAGUCGUGUUCCAAGUCCGAAUGGUAUGCGCAAUAACGUCCAAAUCUAUCAGCAGCAGCAACAAGCUCACAUGGCACAAGCUGUGGCUAAUGGGAUAUAUGGCAUGCCCCUGACUUUGAGUCCUCAGCGGCCACCCGUGAUUCAUAAACUGAUACCAAACGAAGGGCCAAAGGCUGGAGGAAUAGAAGUUACCUGUUUGGGCAGUGGAUUUUGUCAAGGGCUGGAAGUAAUGUUCGGUGACGCUAAAGCAACAACAACGACGUUUUGGGGCGAGACAUCUUUGGUGUGUCUUUUACCCCCUUCCGCCAUUGCGGGUACUGUACCUGUCACGUUCAAACAUCAGCAUCAACAAAGGCAGCAAUAUCCAACACCACCAAUGCCAAAACAAACCGCGUUCUUUAAGUAUGUAGAUGAUGAUGAGCAACAGAUUAUUAGAACAGCGUUAGCCGUGCUAGGUCAUAAGAUGACUGGCAAAAUGGAAGACGUGCGUGAUCUUGCAAGAAGAAUCGUGGAUGGCCCUUGGGGAGCACCAUCAGGUCAAUCUCCGCCCAGUGGCGGUGGAUCCUCACAGCAUGGGGGUGGAUUCAAUGCGGCAAGUUUUGGUGUCGAUGUUGAAGCAACGCUGUUGAGAUGUCUAGAUCUUAUUGAUCUUGAUGACAGUCCCACCAAGCCGCGCUUCAACCUACGUAAGAUUUCUGGGCAAACAAUGCUUCACCUCGCUUGUUCAUUGGGACUUCAUCGCUUCGUUGCCGCUUUACUGGCACGGAAUGUGAAUUGCGAACCACGAGAUAAGGGUGGAUUUACUCCUAUGCAUUUCGCUGCCCUUCAUAAUCAUCCACAAAUCGUCCGACGCCUCAUCCUCAGUGGCGCUGAUCCAUUGAUUAGAAGUCUCCAAGGAUAUGCUCCUGGAGAUAUGACAUCUUCCGAGGAAGUCCAUCGUGCCGUUCGCAGAGUAGAACAUCAUUCGAGAAGACGAAGUGGUUCUUCAUUGAAAAGCAGGACCAGCAGUGCCACAUCAUUACGAUCGUUAUGGCAACCACCAAAUGCAGAGAUACCCAAUGAAAGUGGUAUCAGUGAUAGCGACGACGAGGACGACAACGAAUACGAGGACGAGGACGCUGAUGUUGAUACUGACGCUGCUACUGAUGGCAUAUUCUCGAUGCGAAACAGGCAAUCUAGGAGAUCAAGUACAAAGAAUAUACUGAAUGAGACUAUUGAGACAACCAAAACUCCUGUUCUGGAACUUCCUGAAGUCGAAGCAGACGAAGGCUUGGCCUCUCCAACCAUGGCCAUGACGGCAUUCCGAGAUCAGAUGAUGGCACAAUUUACGGCUCAGAUGCAGCACCUGCAACAAAGCUUCCAUAAUGGUAUGCAUCUUGGUCUCCCAAACCUGCCACAAUUGCCACAGAUGCCUCAGAUGCCACAAAUGCCUACACUUGCAAACCUUCCAGAUUACCAAGCCUAUCUACCAAGUCCAAUGGUCCGCCGCAUCGGUAGCCGUCCAGACAGUCCUGAACGUCAAGAUGGCGCUAAGGAACAAGGCAACAAAUGGUGGGAUCUUUUCUCCGGUAAUGUAGCUCUAGCACCGCCCGCCUACGAAGAUAUCUUCCCACAAAGUGAUGUAGAUGUGAAACGAGCUUUCGCAGAACAAGCAGUUGCAGAAACCAUCGCGGAUAACAAAUGUGCCCAAGCAUUCGACCAAACAAAAACACACGUUGAGAUGUCUACAUUUGCGACUCGAGCAGAAAGUUCAACAAAUGCUGCGCAAAGGAAAUCAUUACCUAUGGGCACCCUUAGAAUUGGUGGAAAGGAAGUAGUGACGGUGGAGCAGCAAAACCAGAUACAACUGCUACGGCAGGAGAAAUUGAAGAGGGUUAGGAGUGAUAGAAAAUUAUUCCUUAUCUGGAUCCCCCUCCUCCUGGUCAUGAUGCUCGCCACAUUUUACACUCGCAUCCCCGCCGUUUGGUCCCGCGCCUCUUACGUUUUCACUUCUCUUACAGAUCAAAAUCAAGACCAAGGGCGUGUGAUGGAAGUUUUAUAA
This is a messenger RNA of Sclerotinia borealis F-4128, 4374 nucleotides long. NCBI's taxonomy places the organism in Eukaryota, Fungi, Ascomycota, Leotiomycetes, Helotiales, Sclerotiniaceae. The record is from the annotation of a GenBank genome assembly.